This is a messenger RNA of Pipistrellus nathusii (Nathusius's pipistrelle), 324 nucleotides long. The record is from the annotation of a GenBank genome assembly. NCBI's taxonomy places the organism in Eukaryota, Metazoa, Chordata, Mammalia, Chiroptera, Vespertilionidae.
AUGGAGGUGCUGUUCAUCUUGCUGUGCGGCCUGCUGGCCCCUGCCAUCCUGGCCAGUGCUGAAGAGCAGGAGAAGGAAAAGGACCCUUUUCAUUAUGAUUACCAGACCCUGCGGAUCGGGGGCUUGGUGUUUGCCGUGGUCUUCUUCUCCGUCGGCAUCCUCCUCAUCCUGAGUCGCAGAUGCAAGUGCAGUUUCAGCCAGAAGCCCAGGGCCCCGGGCGAUGAGGAGGCGCAGCAGCGGAGCCCCAGAAGGCGGAGAACUGAGGCCGCCUGGGCAGAGCCUGGAGCAGCCGCCUGGGCCCUUAGAUGCGAUGCCGACGCUUAA